AUGGCUGCCGUCACAAACACUGCGCCCGACCCGGACGGGGUAACACCAGGGCCUGUCCCUACCGUCGUAGAGGUUGGUGGUCAAUCAGAGCAGACCCACCUGCCGGGUCCCAAGGUGGAUCUCACCGCACUGUCGUUCUUGUUGGUGCAGCACCUCUCAAAUUCUUGGGGAUUGAGAACCGCAGAAUUCGCUGUGUAUCUCUUUCUUGUCAUUCUGUUCCCCGACACACUCCUGCCUGCAUCCAUCUACGGCUUCGUGACGACGGGUGUCGCUAUCUUCCUUUCGGGUUGGGCUGGAAGGAUGGUCGACGAACAGAACAAUCUAGCAGUCGUUCGCGCAAGUAUCAUCGUCAUCAAGUUCGCAGCCGCGGUGCAGUACGGCGCGAGCCUUGUCUUGCUUUUUCGGUUGCAAGUUGAGGACUCUACACGCCCAUGGUCGACCCCACUUGCUUCGGGGAUGUUUACACUGGUGACUCUGGGGGGCUGCGUGCACACCAUUGCCGGGACAACGAUUACAGUAGCUGUCGAGCGGGAGUGGGUCACUUGCAUUGCAGGUGAUCGUUCGGCGCAUCUUACGACCCUCAACACAUACAUGAGACGCAUUGACCUCUUUUGCAAACUAGUCGCCCCCCUUUUCGUCUCGCUUCUCACGUCUGUCGCCUCCUAUCGCUUUGCUGCGAUAUUCCUGAGCGGCGUGGAAGGCGCAUGCCUUGUAUUUGAACUCAUUUGGAUAUCCAUCUCCUACCGUCAUUUUCCAGUUCUCCGCGAGGCCCAGGAGGCCAAAGAUGCUCUAAAACACCAGCGCGAUCUCGCCUCCACUCCAGGCCAUAACAAGUCUCCAAUCUUCACCCUUCCUUCGCUCGCCUGCAUCCGCCGCCAGCUCCUCGAGGCCCUCGCCGACUGGAAAGAGUUCACGCAGACGCCCAUCUUCCUCUCCUCGCUCGCGAUCUCGUGGCUGUACGUGACCGUGCUCAGCUUCGACGGCACGAUGCUCGCCUACCUCAAGGCGCACGCAUACAGCGACCCGUUCCUGGCCGGUAUGCGAGGUAUCACGGUCGUCGCAGGACUUCUCGGCACGCUCGUGAUGCCUGUGCUUGAGCGGAGGCUUGGGCUCGUGCGCGCGGGGAAUUGGAGCAUCUGGUCAGAGGUGCUUUGCCUCGUCCCCGUCCUCGUCGUCCUUUACGUAGGGGCACCGCCGGACGGCUCGCGCGCGCCAGGCUGGAACGCGGCGCUGCUCUUCGGUGGAAUGAUGCUCUCCAGAAUCGGCCUGUGGGCAUUCGACCUGUGCCAGCUCAAGGAGCUCCAGCUCGCCCUCGCCGCGCAUCCGCGGCGAAACUCGAUGACCGCACUGCAGACCGCACUGCAGAACGUCGCGAGCAUGUUCAAGUACGUGCUGACGAUCGUGCUGAGCAAGCCAUCGCAGUUCAAGUAUGCAGCGCUAGCGUCUUUCGUCAGCGUGUUCGCGGGCGCAUCGACGUAUUUGUUGUACGUCAAGAAGGAGCGCGGGCACGUAUUGCACCACGGCGUGGGCGACCUGAUCCCCCUCCUUCGCAAGAAGUGGGCGUGA
Molecule: messenger RNA, 1566 nt
Organism: Epithele typhae
Lineage: Eukaryota; Fungi; Basidiomycota; Agaricomycetes; Polyporales; Epitheliaceae
Product: Ferroporti-1
Exons: 5
Coding region: 1-1566 (521 amino acids)
Biological process (GO): iron ion transmembrane transport
Cellular component (GO): membrane
Molecular function (GO): iron ion transmembrane transporter activity
Source: RefSeq, a predicted model, not a curated record